This is a messenger RNA of Dovyalis caffra, 540 nucleotides long. The record is from the annotation of a GenBank genome assembly. Lineage: Eukaryota; Viridiplantae; Streptophyta; Magnoliopsida; Malpighiales; Salicaceae.
AUGGAGAGAUGGUUGGUUUCUGGGUUUUGUGGUGGCUGGAGAGAGAAGAAGAUUGGCAGUGCUCUGGGGGCAGUGGCAGUCGAGGACGUGGCGAGAGAGAGGUUUUCUUUAGUGUUUGAUCUUGUCGAUGCCGCUAUUGCCCGUGAUUUGGUUGCUGUGUUUGGUUGGAAUGGGGAGAACCUCCAGGAGUAUUGGUGGUAUGCUGCAAGAGCUCUUGACUGGGGCUCAAAUGGCGGUCCUGAUUUGAUUGUUGAUGAUGGUGGUGAUGCUACUCUCUUGAUUCAUAAGGGUGUGAAGGCUGAAGAGGUGUAUGAGAAGACUGGUGUUUUGCCAUUUCCAGCUUCGACUGAUAAUGCAAAGUUUCAACUUCUGGUUAAUCAGUUUGAUAGUGGAGGGACCAUAAAAUUCAUUUUGCAAAACAAGAGGAACCCAUACAUCCUUGUUGCCUCUCUAGGACACCAAAAUCCGCCUCUGACAAUGAUGGGGUUGGAAAGCUGUAUCGAUGAUCCUGAAAAGAAAUCUAUAGUCCACUUCCGCUGA